Messenger RNA from Lytechinus variegatus (green sea urchin), 4927 nucleotides. Its product is annotated as atrial natriuretic peptide receptor 1-like. Gene Ontology annotation, molecular function: protein kinase activity; ATP binding; guanylate cyclase activity. Gene Ontology annotation, cellular component: membrane. The record is from RefSeq and is a predicted model, not a curated record. Lineage: Eukaryota; Metazoa; Echinodermata; Echinoidea; Temnopleuroida; Toxopneustidae. Bases 5 to 3130 code for a protein of 1041 amino acids. The transcript is spliced from 22 exons. Gene Ontology annotation, biological process: cGMP biosynthetic process; receptor guanylyl cyclase signaling pathway; protein phosphorylation.
UAUAAUGGUGGCGGGAUUCAUUGAAUCUCAGGACAUUGUUAUUGGACUUUUGUCUCCGUCCGAACCAGCUUUCAUCAAUACCGUUCAAAUCAAGCCGGCGGUUGAUAUGGCGCUAGAAGCUGUCGCUCGGCGAGUCCGAGCAGGGCAGUACCCCAAUCUUAGCCUUUCGAUAAUUGUGAACGACACGGGAUCAGGCUGUGGAACGAAUCAAAUAAGGGUGCUUUCUAUAGCUGCUAUGAUGUUUAUCAACUCCCGUGUCUAUUGCUACAUCGGCCCACCAUGUAGUGGAGAAAGUACCGCUGCUGCGGAUCUAGCAACAUACCUCAACAUCCCCAUCGUAACGGCAACUCUCCCAUCUAUAGAGUUCAUCAACAAGCAGUCUCGCUUCCCAACGAUGACUCGAACAUCAUACGAAAUGAAAACUAUCAUCAAGGUCAUAUUAUCAACACUUCGUCAUUUUCGGUGGAGUAAUUUUGCUUUUAUAUACCAGUUUCAUACAGGUAACGCUUCUGUCGUGUUAUUAGACUUCGUCAUUCCUUUUCCAGAGUUUACCGAUAACGAGUUUGCCGUUAGGUACAUCUCAAUUGAAGAACCCGACUCACUUGAUGCUGUUUUGCUUAGUGCUAUAGAAAAGAACAGGGUCAUAAUCAUCGCAGCACGAGGGGAACUAGUAAGAGAGACUAUGUUAUUAGCCUAUGAUAUGGGACUUAUCAACGGGUCAUAUGCUUUCAUCAGUAUCGAACCUUUCAGUAACACCUUGGUCUUUGGCGAUGACAACUGGAAACAGAACGACGGCCGUGAUGAAGAUGCGAAGAAGGCCUACGAAGCUCUUCUAACCAUCCGUCUCUACGAACCAGACACACAGGAGUACAAAGAUUUCCAAAAGGAACUGGAACUCAGAGAAAAGAGGGAUUAUAAUUGGACCAGACCUGAUCCUGACCAUAACAAUUACUUCGCGAGUGCUUUCCACGAUGCUGUCAUCUUGUAUUCACUUGCCGUCAACGAAACCUUGGCAGAAGGAGGAGACAUCAGAGAUGGAUAUAAGAUCACAAGAAAGAUGUGGAAUAGAACGUUUGACGGUAUAUCUGGUAAGGUGACAAUUAACAGUAACGGGGAUCGUGAUGCAGACUAUUCACUGUGGGAUAUGACUGACACAGAAGCAGGUACAUUUGAGGUUAUAGCAAACUAUUAUGGGGCGACUGGAGAAUUUCAUGAAACUGACGUGAAACCGGUUUGGCCUAAUGGAGCUACAGGACCGCCUAAAGACGAACCAGAUUGCGGGUUCAACGGUGAAAAGUGUCCACCUAAUCCGAACGGCUUGACAGUACUUGGCACUGUGGGUAUUACGGCAAGUGUAAUUGUUAUAGCUGCCAUCUGUGCUCUCUUUCUUAUCUACAGGAAACUUCGACUGGAUGCCGAACUAAUGAAGAUGUCAUGGCGGAUCAAAUGGGAGGAGUUGGUCUUCGAAGAAAUCGGCAAAUCGGUUGCCACGGCAACAUCAGGUUCCAGACUUGUUGCAUCAAGGGUAAGAGCUUUACCAACAAGCACGGACGCAUCGGGCACACUUAUCAAUUCAGAUGGCCAAGAUGGAGGCCAGAUAUUUGCAACAGUUGCACGCUAUAAGGGACGUUUGGUGAUGGUGAAGAGGAUAAACAAAGCCAAGAUUGAACUAACACGAGACGUUCUAAUGGAACUAAGAAAUAUGAGAAAUUUGGAACACACAAACAUUGUUCGUUUUGUUGGCGCAUGCGUAGACCCUCCCAAUCAGACCAUAAUGACUGACUACUGUCCACGAGGGAGCUUACAGGAUAUUUUGGAGAAUGAUCAUCUGAAACUAGACUGGAUGUUUCGGCAGUCUUUGCUGAUGGACGCAGUCAGGGGGAUAUACUACCUCCAUGACAGUGUAAUAGGUGUCCAUGGACGACUGACGUCAUCAAACUGUGUUGUCGAUGGCAGAUUCGUUCUCAAACUAACUGACUUUGGGAUCCCAUCACUGAGGAAGUCCAGUAUUGACAGCGAAAACAAAUACAAACUGUUAUGGAAAGCUCCAGAACACCUCAGGAACCCUAUUAACCCUCCCACUAAAGAAGGUGAUAUGUAUAGCCUUGGUAUCAUCAUGCUUGAGAUAGGUACAAGGGCAGGACCAUUCGAUGAAGAAAGGAAGUUCAUGGACACCGACCAGAUCUUGGAUUGCUUAAAGUCAACGACCACUCAACCACCGUUUCGUGCCUUGAUUCCUGAUGAGUCAUGGAGCCCUGAAAUCAAGGAUCUAAUGAAGAGAUGUUGGGAAGAGACCCCAAGCGAUCGACCUACUGCUGGUACUCUUCACUCUACACUCAAGAAAGUUAACAAGGGGAUGUCUAGCGGUGGUAACAUUUUGGACAAUCUAUUGAAUCGUAUGGAACAAUAUGCCACAAACCUGGAAGCCUUGGUCGAAGAGAGGACAGCUGCUUUCCUAGAGGAGAAGAAACGAUCAGAGACACUGCUUUAUGAAGUACUACCUAGAUCUGUAGCAGAGCAGCUGAAGCUUGGCAAGUCUGUUGAUCCCGAGUCUUAUGAGAGCGUCACCAUUUUCUUCAGUGAUAUUGUGGGCUUUACCGCCAUCUCCUCCGAGAGUACACCCCUUCAGGUGGUUGCUCUUUUGAAUGAUCUGUAUACAUGUUUUGACGGGAUCAUAGCCAACUCCGACGUUUACAAGGUUGAAACUAUUGGCGAUGCUUACAUGGUAGUGUCUGGAUUGCCUAUCAGGAAUGGUAUUACGCAUGCUCGAGAGAUUGCUGUGAUGUCUCUAUCUCUCUUGGAAGCUGUUAAGUCUUUUAAGAUUCGACAUCGACCUGGUGAACAGCUCAAGUUAAGAGCAGGAAUACAUUCCGGUCCAUGUGUUGCUGGUGUGAUUGGUUUGAAGAUGCCUCGUUAUUGUCUCUUUGGUGACACGGUUAACACCGCAUCUCGAAUGGAAUCAAAUGGUGAAGCCAUGAAGAUCCAUACGAGUUCGAAUUGCAAGAAAAUCUUGGAUAAAUUUGAUGCUUUUGAAGUUGAGCUGAGAGGGCAAGUAGAGAUGAAGGGCAAGGGCUCGCAGACGACGUACUGGUUGCUAUCACAUAAUUCAAAAGAGAAAUCAAAAUUCUAACAUUCAGAAUAUCUACUCAAUUUGCAAGAAAAAAUGUUGUUUGAACCUUUGAAGGUUCAACAAUAUUGUGUCACGACGAAACUCGUGUUUCAUGUUGAUGAUCUCUAUUCAAGCACUGUAGAACCUACCUUCUAUCUCAUGAUGAUGUGAGUUCCAGUUUCAGAACUAUAUUCGCAUUCUGAUAUACUAUCACUAACCAAUGUAAUUCAUAUUAAUUGUGUACCCUGGUGAAGUAGAUACAGACUCGUAUAUAUAUUGUGUUAUAUUGGAUCCUGAAAAAAUAUAUGUAUAUUUUGGAGCAUACGCGUUGGUUUAUUUAUGACAAGUGGAUUUAUUUUUAAACUAUUGACUGGUAAUUGUUAUGAGAUUGGUUUGGUUUGGUUUUAUUUACCGUAUAAAAAUCACAAUAAAAUACAUUGCACAAGAUAUGAUAUUAAAUAUAAAUAUAUAAACAUGCACACUAAUAUACGGAUGGAUCACUCUAUUCAGAGCCAUUGAUAUAAUGGCUCUGUUCUUCCUAGAGGUCCAGUCAAUAUGGUGACAAGUAAGAACCCUGCAUCAUUAUGCAAUAAAACAAAAUUUCACAGUAAUUUGGAAACAUCCUAAAUCAUCCUCGAUUGCCGUCUCGGGCACAUGGUUUCAAAAAUACUUCUAAGUCAUUUUCUCUCAGAUGUGCAAAACUUGUCUACGUUGUUCCGGGUAAGACUUUUCAAUGCAUAUUUCACAGUUAUGUUUCAAAGUAUUUCUUGAAACAUUCCAAAUUAUUUAUUUAUUAGCGAUAGCUGCAUGGUGAGCAUGUCACAAAAAUUGAUAUUGAACAAGUGCAAAUACUUUCUUGGUGCAAUUAUAUAAACGAUUAAUAAUCAAAAGUGUAAUUCCAAUAUAUGAAUUUCAAAGAAUACUGUAAAUAUUAAUAUUCAUAGUUGUGUACAUGAAAACGUAUAUUAAGAUAUAUAAUGUGAUAUGUUUAUGAAGUAUAUCUUAUAGGUUAAAAGUUAACAUGUGAUUUGUAUUGUAAUAAACAUGCUUACAUUGAUUAAUAAGCUUAAAGAAAUGCCAAUGAAAAGACCUUCGCGUUAUUAUCGGUGCUUAAUGUGAUCUAAAAUCCACGCUAGGAUAACACAAUUGGAUCAAUGACAUUGUAUGGUAAAAAUUAGCAUUGUAUUUAUGCAUAUACAAUAUUCCACAAAUCAUACACAAGUAAGUCUGGUUAUCCAAAAUUAUCACAUAAAACGUAGACCCAAAGUUACAACCCGUAAGUCUUAGACUAAAAGUUACCUCGAGUACUAUGGCCAAAUAAUAUUUCACAAUUUUAAAAUACAUUUAAAGCAAGAAAUGAUUUGUAAUUGCAUAAAAACACACACAGAUUGAGUUGCUUCUAUGUCUAUUCCUGUAUAUAUUUUAAAUCGUUUUACCAUUCACAGUAAUAUAUAUCCUAAAUCAUCGCGAACAAGGUAUAACAAUUGUGUAAUAAAAUAAAUGCUUUAGAAAUCUUUGAUUUUAAUAUCUAGUCAUUGUCUAAAGGAACAUGUUACUAGCAAACAGGAUAAACAAUAGAUCGAACCUCGUUUAUAAACUUGAGAGCAAAUGAAUUACCCUAAAAAAAUUGUUAUGUAACAAUAAGUAUUGAUAUGUAUGUUAUUAAUCAAUUAAACAGUGAUGAAAUAAUGUGUUUAAUGUAAUGCAGAUUUUUUUUUUCUAAUAAUCUUUAAUUGUGAUGACAUAUCAAAUUCAUGUACGGUAUUUUGUGCCCAUUCGUGCUUCACUUUAGUAUUAAAGACAUUUUCGCAUGGUGUA